Molecule: messenger RNA, 2757 nt
Organism: Plasmodium vinckei vinckei
Lineage: Eukaryota; Apicomplexa; Aconoidasida; Haemosporida; Plasmodiidae
Product: conserved Plasmodium protein, unknown function
Exons: 3
Coding region: 1-2757 (918 amino acids)
Source: RefSeq, a predicted model, not a curated record
AUGAAUGAUAAUAAUAGUGAUGAAAGGAAAUGCUUGGGAAUAAAAAACAUAUUGAAAAGCAUAAAGGAAAGUGAAAAUACAAAAGAUAAAUUUAUUAACAUUUUAAAAUUGACAAAAAAUAUAAAUGGAUUAAAUGAAAAUGAUAAACUAACUGUUUUAAAAUCUAUAGAUCCAGAAUUUCUUUGUUUAUUACUACGGUCAAAAAAUGAAUUUAAAUUAUUUACUCUUCGUCUAAUUAAUAGUUUAGUAUCUACUUCAACAUACAUAUUUUUAAAGAAAUGCAUCCCUUAUGUUAAUUCUAUUAUUUAUUAUUAUUUAACUCAUAUAAAAAAUGUAAAUAACAAAUUAAGAGGGUUUGAAAAAGAAGUAGAUGAACAAGAUGAAGUAUAUGAUGUGUUUGAAGAUGCUGAUGAUACAAAGGAUAUAAAUCCUCUUUAUAAUGAAUCUUUAACUUUUUUUUUAAAAAUCGAACCGCUUUUAAAAAAUGAAAAUUUUAUUAAAACAACUUAUAUUAACUAUGAAGACAAUGAUAUUGAUGUUGAUGUGGAAAUGUAUUUUUUUAAAAAAAAACUAAAAAAAAAAUACCAUGAAGAAAAUGAUACACAAAAUUUGAAUGAUCAACAAAUAAAUUCAGGAUCAGAAAUAGAAGAACAAUCAGAUUCUUCAAAUUCUGAAGACAAUGAUCAAAAGAACAAUUCAAAGGAAAAUGAUUUUAGCUUUCAAAAUGAAAAAGUUUGUUUAGUUGAAUUGUUUUUUGAUGUUUUAAGGGAAAACAUUGCAAUACACGUUGAAAAGAAGGAAGAGGGAAUAAAGAGAGAGGUAACAGAAGAAGAAGUAAAGAACCCAGAAGUUGAACAUGGAAAAAGUGUAAUAAAAAAAAAUGUUGAAAACCUAGAUCUUGAAAACGUGCUAUUAACAAAAGAUAAUAUAAAUGUUUCCUUACUUUUUUUAAAUAACAUAAUUUUAAAAGUUAAUUACACAAAAUUUGUAAAAGAAUAUUUUAAUUUAUUAAAUAAAAUAAUUGAAAAUUAUAGAGUAGAAGAUACUAUAAAUACAGCAAUAAAUUGCUUAACAAAUUUAAAUAUAUAUAUAAAAAAUAAAAAUUUUCAAAAUGUGUUAAAUAAAAAUGAAAUAUAUAAAUUUUAUGCAAAUGUUAUCUAUUUAUUUUCAAAAAUAAAAAAUAUAAAAGAAAAAAAAAAUUUAUAUAAAUUAUAUUCAACAAUAUAUCCAUGCUUAAAUUAUGUAUAUGAAAACAAAAAUUCUUCUGAUAUUUUUAAAACACCAUUGUCUUAUAUGAAUGUAGAAUUAUAUAUAUUUUUUGAAGACGUUAUAAAAUAUUUAAAUAAUGAAAAAAAACAAAAUUAUAUAUUUCUUAACAACCAAUUUGAUGGUAUGAUACAACUAAUAUGUAACAACAUUUAUAAUGUCGUCAAUUUUUUAAAUCAAUGUUAUUCUGUCAGUGAUAAAUACAGUUUAAGAGAAAGUAUGGACAAAUGUUCUACCGAGGAAGGGCGUGAUAAAAAAGGCUGUGAAAAAAAGGCGGAAGGGGGAAUAGAAAAUGUAGAACUAUGCAAAAUGGAAGCAAACGAUAUUUACAUUAUUAUGACAAAAAUAAAGAGAUCCAUUGAAUUGUUAGUAGAAUUUUUUAAAGACAUCAAAAAUGUAUUUAAGGGAUAUGAUGAAAAUUGUGAAAAUUUUAUUGACUUUAAAAAAAAGUUUAGUAAAGAGAUAAAUCCGUUAAUAUGUUUAUUUUGUAAUUAUUUAAUUCAUGAGAAUGUACAUUAUAUAGAUGAUUUUUUAAAUUUACUGGAAUUAUUUACUAUAUGUUUAGAAGAUCAAAAUUUCUUUUAUUUAAUUAUGGUUAUAAAACAUAUCGAUACAGACAAAUAUUUUAGCAAUAAGAAAUUUUUAACAACCACUUUUCUUUAUAUAUUUAAUAUUAAUAUGAAAAAUAUUAUACAUAUAAAUAUUUUAUUUAAUUUAUUUAAUAAAUGUACAUAUAAUAUAAUAGAUUUUAUACAAAUAAGUAAAGAAGAUUGUAACAUAAAUUGUAUUAACAAUAUAUAUGACAAAUUUAAGCAAAAUCCAAACAAGGAAUAUGAUCUAAUUCAAAUUUCACAUAUUCCAAUUGAUAAGUUAAAUAAUCUAUCUUUUGUUUAUUUAAUAUCACAAGAUGAAUAUAAUAAACAAAAUAUAAAAAAUAUUAUUAAUUUUUCAAACAAUUUUUUUAUUUAUUACUAUUUUAAUGUUCUACAUAAAAAUGAUGACCAAAUAUCACCCGAUAAUUUCGACAUAUACAAGAACAAUUAUUUUAAUAUAAAUAAUAAUUAUAUACAAAAAGAUGAAAAAACAUUUUUCCUUUCUAUAAAAAUAUUAUUAACUAUUUCAUCUAUACUUUUUAUUCGAUUUAAUUCAUUGGUAGUAUCUACAAUCUUGGCUAAACAUGAAGUCUUCUUUAUACAGGACUGCUUAAUAAUGUCCCUCUUUAAUUUGAAAGCUUCAAAAGGUGAUACAAAAAAUAUACAAGAAAUUCGAAUAAAUAAAAAGAGAGAAAAAUAUUUUUUAAAAACAUUGAAGGUAGUUUAUUUCCUUUUAUAUUAUAAUCCUUAUUUUGUUUCCUUAUUUAUUUUCCGUUUAAAACAAGCAAAACAGAUUAAUGAUAAUAUAUCAUUUGAAAUUACAAAUACAAAAAUGACAAAAGAAUACCAUAUUUCUAUAUGUGCAGUUUUAAACAGAUUAAUAGAAAAUUAUGUGUAA